This is a messenger RNA of Trichoderma aggressivum f. europaeum, 1785 nucleotides long. RefSeq lists its product as uncharacterized. Gene Ontology annotation, molecular function: L-amino acid transmembrane transporter activity. Bases 1 to 1785 code for a protein of 594 amino acids. The transcript is spliced from 3 exons. NCBI's taxonomy places the organism in Eukaryota, Fungi, Ascomycota, Sordariomycetes, Hypocreales, Hypocreaceae. Gene Ontology annotation, biological process: amino acid transmembrane transport. The record is from RefSeq and is a predicted model, not a curated record.
AUGGUCUCUGAGAAAGAGGAUUACUCCUCUGGACCUGACGAUGCCUCUACCGGCCCCAAUAUCUUCCUCCCAUCCGCCAUCAGGCCUCAGCAUCGCCCUCUUCAUGAUUCCAGCGUCACUCUCGAAGAGUACAUGUACUAUGCCGAGAAGACAAGAGCAGAGGAAGAUGCCGUCGCAGCCACAAAGCCACCCACAACUUUCAUGGAGCUGAUCUUCCCAUCAAAAGGAACAGCGAGAAGGAUAGAGGGAUUCCAACCCAACGAGAAGGAAGCAAAAGAGAACCCGCCCGCUCACACUGACGCGGCGGCCUCUGGUAACAAACUGCUCAUCACAGAUCUGGAAUGGACAAACGCGAGCCGGGCUCUGCGUUCCGCUAGUGCAGCUGCUUGCUUUUACUUGAUCACGACCGACAUCUUGGGUCCUUUUGGAGUUGGUUUCUCCAUCGGUACUAUGGGUUGGGGAGAAGGUAUUGGACUAUUCACCCUGUUCGGUAUCUGCGCUGGAUUUUCCGGCUACCUUCUCUGGAAAGUCUUCUUGGAUGUCGACUCAUACGAGUUUCCGGCCAAGAACUACGGCGAUCUUGGAUUCCGCAUCUGGGGUCCUUGGCUUCGCUAUACCAUCAAUUUCCUUCAGGCUCUGCAGCUCAUGAUUAGCGUUGGUAUCCUCGUUAUCAGCAAUGGUCUUUCCAUCUCGCAGGUGUCCAAAUUCCGCCUUUGCUACAUCGUAUGCUGCCUGAUCUGGGCGGUUGUGGGCUUCUUCCUGGGACAAAUCCGGACGCUUAACAAGUUGGGCUUCUUGGCGAACUUUGCUGUCGUCCUCAACUUGAUGAUCAUGUUCAUCAGCAUGGGUGUGAUGGCCCAUAGCGAGCCCAACUAUGGUGCUGCUCAGGCUGGUUCUGCUGGAGCUGCUUUGGGUGGCGCAUCAGUUACGCCAUUUGCCAACGGAACUUAUCCUCCUAUCGAGAGACAUGGUGGCGUUCCUCCUUCGACCAACGGCUUCACCGGCUCUAUCAACGGUCUCAUGAACGGUGUCUAUGCGUACGGAGGUGCGCAGCUGUUUGUCGAGUUCAUGGCCGAGCUUCAGCGACCCCGAGAUUUCCUCAAGGCCAUGUGGGGUGCUCAGUUCUUCAUCUACGCCUGCUACAUGUCCUAUGGAUCGUUUGUUUACUUCUACCAGGGACAAUAUGCCAACCAGCUCGCCUACCAGGGACUGUCGCCUUAUGCCUGGCAGACUGUCUGCAACAUGCUUGCUGUCCUCAGUGGAAUCAUUGCUGCAACUCUAUACGGCAACAUCGGAAUCAAGGUCAUCUACAACAACGUGUUCAUGGAGGUGUUUAGAGCUCCACCUCUCACCACUACCGGUGGCAAGAUCCUCUGGGCCGUCACGGUCCCGAUUUACUGGAGCAUCGCCUUCAUCAUUGCUGCUUCUAUCCCCGACUUUUUCGGCCUGACUAGCGUUAUCGCUGCAAUUUGCCUGGUGCAAUUCACGUACACGUUCCCUGCAUUUAUCGGCCUCGGACUCUUUGUUCAGAAGAACGCGAUGCAAGGAGAGGAGGCUUUCAACCCGGUAACUGGCGCUGUUUACCGUCGGGACUCUGGAAUCAAGCGAUGGAUCCGUGGUUUCUUUGCCAAGUUCUGGUAUCUGAAUGCUAUGCUUCUGGUCUACACGCUUGGCUCCAUGGCGCUGAGUGGACUAGGAGCAUAUGCUGCGAUCAAGGGCUUGAUGGACGCUUUCUCGUCGCCACAGAUUAACGCAUUUACAUGCACAUCUCCCCUACAGGGCUAA